This is a messenger RNA of Caenorhabditis elegans, 1981 nucleotides long. RefSeq names its product Mitogen-activated protein kinase mpk-1 (gene mpk-1). Gene Ontology annotation, cellular component: cytoplasm. The coding region runs from base 219 to 1349 and encodes 376 amino acids. The transcript has 7 exons. The record is from RefSeq and is marked reviewed. NCBI's taxonomy places the organism in Eukaryota, Metazoa, Nematoda, Chromadorea, Rhabditida, Rhabditidae. Gene Ontology annotation, molecular function: MAP kinase activity; ATP binding; protein kinase activity.
AACCACGAAACAUGAUGCCAACGUGGAUACCUAACAAUUUGUGCGCACAGCCGACAACGAGAAAUGCUAAACCACCAUCGAACGGGCAUCCACAAGCGACACAACAACAAUCUGCUCCGGGAUCAUUGGCAUACCGUAAUUCGAGCAACAUACCGAAUGGAGCAACCAACCACGUCAGACAACAGAAAUGGCAGUACACUCGUUCAGGACAUAGAAAGAUGGCCGACGGAGAAGCGGUUAUCUCGACGGUCAACAAUGUCGAGGAAGUUCAUGGGCAACUUUUUGAGGUUGCUCCCCGUUAUGUGAAUCUUUCAUAUAUUGGAGAAGGUGCUUACGGGAUGGUCGCCUCUGCACUUGACACAAUUACUCGUGAUCGCGUUGCUAUCAAAAAGAUUUCUCCAUUCGAACAUCAGACAUUCUGUCAACGGACACUUCGGGAAAUCAAAAUUCUUAAUCGAUUCAAGCAUGAGAAUAUCAUCAAUAUUCAAGAAAUCAUCCGUUCGGAGACUGUCGAUAGUUUGAAGGAUAUUUACAUAGUUCAAUGCCUGAUGGAGACUGAUUUGUACAAAUUGCUGAAAACUCAAAAGCUCUCAAAUGAUCACGUUUGCUACUUUCUCUAUCAAAUUCUCCGUGGUCUCAAAUACAUUCACUCUGCAAAUGUGCUCCAUCGUGAUUUGAAACCAUCGAAUUUGUUGCUCAACACCACAUGUGAUCUCAAAAUUUGCGAUUUUGGAUUGGCACGUGUCACCGACCCACAAACCGAUCAUACUGGGUUCUUGACCGAGUAUGUGGCUACUCGUUGGUAUAGAGCUCCAGAGAUUAUGCUCAAUUCAAAGGGAUACACUAAAUCGAUUGAUGUCUGGUCUGUCGGAUGUAUUCUCGCAGAAAUGCUCAGUAAUCGGCCAUUGUUCCCGGGAAAACAUUAUUUGGAUCAACUCAAUUUGAUUUUGGCAGUUGUUGGAUCCCCGUCAAAUGCUGAUUUACAAUGUAUUAUUAAUGAUAAGGCUCGAUCAUAUCUCAUUUCAUUGCCACACAAACCAAAACAACCAUGGGCUCGGCUCUAUCCAGGAGCUGAUCCAAGAGCUCUUGAUUUAUUGGACAAAAUGCUCACUUUCAAUCCACAUAAUCGUAUCGACAUCGAGCAAGCAUUGGCUCACCCAUACUUGGAGCAAUACUACGAUCCAGGAGAUGAGCCAGUUUGUGAGGAACCAUUCACUUUGGAAAUGGAAUUCGACGAUUUACCGAAGGAGAAGCUGAAGGAGCUGAUUUGGGAAGAAGCCGAGGCUCAUCACAGACGAAUGGAGGCAGAAGCGGCUGCAAGGAAUAAUGGAGGGCAGAAUCCUGUUUAGAUUAGUAGUAUUUACCCACUAAAUUAGUUAUUUUUUCCACUUUUUUUUUAUUUUCCACUAAGAUUUUGGCAUUUCAGUUUCUUUUUCGAUGUAUCAUAAUCCACUUCAAAACUCGAUCGUUUAGUUGUUAGUAACCCCCCGUUCCCGCUGAAAAGCUUGUUGAAAAUUUUCUAAUAUUUUACGUAUUUUGUAAUAUAUUCAUCCCCCAAAAAAUAUAUAUGUAUAUCCAUUCCAGCUGUGAUGUGAAUGCACCUCCUCCAAUUAAUCACUCAUUAAUUAUCGAUUAGAAUUCUGUCAAAUUUUUUGUAUAGGAAUUCGCAAAAAUCCGCCCAUACUUGACUCAAUUCCAAUCGGCAUUUGAAUUUUUUCAAAUAUUUUUUUCACACACAAUUCCAUCAGAAUCCCGCUGCUCUCCCCGUUCCACGUUUCCAUUUUCUUUUUUCAAUAUUUUUCAAAUUUCCAAUUCUUCUGAAAAUUCCUCUUUUUGAAAAAACCAAAAAAUAGUAUAAUGUUCAUCCUAUGUGGGAUCUCCAAUGUUUUUCGUCUCUGUCCACAUGUCCUCUUCUCGUUCUCCCUGAUUAUUCAGUUUUCCCGUUUUUAUUGAUUUCGGUAUAUAAAUUCAAAUUUCCAGG